AACGCGAAGGCUUCAACGUACGACGUCUGCUCGCGGAAGUCUCUGACGAGCACCGACUUUUAAAGAGCGAUACCGGAACGUCAUCUUCGCUUUUGUUAAAUGUUCGAAUUGUUUGUAACCGCAGACCGACGAAGUCAACCCAAAGGCUUACCCGCUGGCCGAUCCCGAACUGACGGCGAAGAUCUUGAACAUCGUUCAGCAGGCCACAAACUACAAGCAGAUGAGGAAAGGCGCCAACGAAGCCACAAAGGCUCUGAACCGAGGGCUCGCCGAAAUCAUCGUCAUGGCCGCCGAUGCAACGCCUCUGGAAAUCGUCUUACACCUGCCGCUUCUAUGCGAAGACAAGAAUGUGCCAUAUGUGUUUGUGAGGUCCAAGCAUGCCCUGGGUCGAGCAUGCGGUGUUUCAAGGCCGGUCGUCGCCUGUUCAGUCACUGUCAAUGAGGGAUCACAGCUAAAGCCUCAGAUACAGAGCCUCCAGCAAGAAAUUGAAAAGCUGCUCGUCUGAGUGAAGGAAAACAAGACAAAAAUGAAAAAUGAACUCCUCUACCCCUCAUCUUUAUUCUCCGCAUUUUUUUUUUUUUCAUAAAUGAAAUGCACUUGCUUGUUUUGUACAUGA
Molecule: messenger RNA, 616 nt
Organism: Rhipicephalus microplus (southern cattle tick)
Lineage: Eukaryota; Metazoa; Arthropoda; Arachnida; Ixodida; Ixodidae
Gene: hoip
Product: NHP2-like protein 1 hoip
Biological process (GO): ribosome biogenesis
Cellular component (GO): ribonucleoprotein complex; nucleolus
Molecular function (GO): RNA binding
Source: RefSeq, a predicted model, not a curated record